This is a messenger RNA of Saprolegnia parasitica CBS 223.65, 1630 nucleotides long. RefSeq lists its product as hypothetical. The transcript is spliced from 7 exons. Gene Ontology annotation, biological process: dephosphorylation. The coding region runs from base 14 to 1543 and encodes 509 amino acids. The record is from RefSeq and is a predicted model, not a curated record. Gene Ontology annotation, molecular function: phosphatase activity. Lineage: Eukaryota; Oomycota; Saprolegniomycetes; Saprolegniales; Saprolegniaceae.
UUUUCUGCCGCCCAUGCGCCGAGAAGCGCUGGUCGUCUGGCUGGUCGGCGCCGCCGCCGCCUUGGACGCGGACGAGUGGGCCGACUUCCCCGCCUACUGCGCCAAGCACGUUGAGAAGAACGCCAUCGCGCCGCUGCCGAGCGCCGACCAGUACGCGCUGAACCAAGUCCAGAUCGCAAUCCGCCACGGCGCACGGACGCUCGUCCAGCGGUCGACGUGCUGGAGCGGCUACAACGCCACGUGGAACUGCAAUGCGCGCAACCACAUUGAGCCGGCGCUCGGCGCGUCGACGCAUCGGAGCUUUGACGUACAGUACACGCCCGGCGAGACCGUGCUCCAGGGCACGUGCCAAGUCGGCCAGCUCCUCGACGAAGGCUACCGGCAAGAGACGACCAAUGGCCAGCACUUCUACGACGCGUACAUCGCCUCAAGCCGCCUCUUUCCCAAGGACACGCCGGUCGACCUCGCCGAUCCCACGAGCGUCUACCUGAGCAGUACCGAUAUGCAGCGGACCGUCAUGUCGGGGCAGCUCGUCGUCGACGCCAUGUUUCCAAUGCCAGCGACCACUGCAGCAUUGAUUCCGUGGCAUGUUGGCGACGUGAGUCAGUCGUCGUUCAUUCCCAAUCCCUUUGCGUGUCCCCGUCUUGGCGAUCUCAAGGACGCGUUCGAGGCAAGCGACGGGUACCGCCUCUGGCUCCACAUGCACGACGAGCUGGUCGCGACGAUGCAUGCGACGUUUCCCAACUACGAUCCCAAGGGGCUCUUUGACUGCAUGCUCACGGCGCGUUGCAGCCUCACGCGCAAUGACAUGCCGUUAGCCCUCACGCCGUCGCUCUACAAGGACAUCAUUCGCUUCGAGCGGGACAAGCGCAUGAAGAUCUACACAGAAGACGACGAGUACGCCAAGCUGAGCAUGAGCAAGCUCCUUCGCAGCAUCCGUGCCAAGAUGCAAGCGUCGUCGCCCAAGUUUGUUCUCUACUCGGGCCAUGACGACACGGUCAUGCCGAUUCUGGCAGCCAUCGGAGGCGCCGACUGGCUUCGCGAUUGGCCCCCGUACGCGGCAUUUGUCGCGUUCGAGGUCUACACCCAAGUAGCAACGGCCGCGCGCUUCGUGCGCAUUGUCUACCAAGGCAAGCCGCUCACGCUUCCUGGCUGCAACGCAGAUGCGCUCUGUCCACUGAGUCUUUUCCUCGAGUGGACGGCGUUCGCCGAGACGGCCGACUGCACGCGGUCGACCCCCCCAGCGCUCGAGACACCCGAGCCCGUGCCCGCAACGGAUGCCGGCGUCUCGAUCACAGACGAGUCUUCUACCCACGUGAGCGUCGACACGUUCCUCGUCGUCGUCGUCGUCGCCGUGCUCUUGGGCUUUGUCUUUGGCCUGCUCGUCGCCAAGGUCGCGCGCCAGACCGAGGCGAGCGAUCGAAAGACCGAGAAGCUGCUUUUGGACGCCGCUGCUGCGGACGACGACGAGACCGGCGGACUUCUUCCCGCAGCCACGUCCGAGCCGAGCAGCCCGACGGUCGCGAUGGCCAAGAAGAAAUGACGCCGGGUGGGCGACAACGACGUCCACCUCCGUCUCGUGUAACAGUGAACACGACGUGCAUCGACACAUGCGAUGCGCCCAUUGAAG